CUACUCUAAUAAACCUUCCUUCUUCUGGGUUUUUUUAUCCUGUUCAAAUUUGCACUCACACAGUGAAGGUGUAGCCGGAGUUAUUCCGUCGUCUCCAAAUUCCACGCCCUAAAUUCCUGCACUUCUGGUGCUUGAAUUUGGCAAUUAGAGAUCAUAUGGCGGCGGCGGCGGGUGAGGAGGAGGAGUCGGCCAAGCAGAGGCUCUGGGACGGCGUGCUGGAGCUGACCAAGGCCGCGCAGGAGAGGGGCACCGAUCCCCUCAUGUGGGCCAUGCAGCUUUCCGGAAGCCUCACCGCUGCCGGAGUUUCCAUGCCCUCCGUUGAGCUGGCGGAGGUUCUCGUUUCUCAUAUUUGCUGGUCGAAUAACCACCCAAUCGCCUGGAAAUUCCUCGAGAAGGCGCUUACUAUUCGCAUCGUCCCGCCUAUGCUCAUUCUUGCACUUCUCUCCACUAGGGUUAUACCGAGCCGAAGGAGGUACCCAGUGGCAUACAGAUUGUAUAUGGAGCUUCUUAAGAGAUAUGCAUUCUCAUUGCUGUCUCUGAUCAAUGGUCCUAACUAUCAGAAGAUAAUGGAAUCUAUCAAUGAUGUCCUCCAGUUUUACCAAAUAUUUGGUGUUCAAUCCUCUGAACCAGGGAUUCUCAUUGUUAUAUUUGUAUUCUCUAUUGUAUGGGAGCUACUUGAUGCUUCACUUGAUGAUGAAGGUCUGUUAGAACUCACAGCUGAAAAGAAGUCGAGGUGGCCAGUUAGGAGUCAAGACAUGGACAUAGACUAUCUUGAUAAUUUUGAUGGGAAAAGAAUGGAACGUCAGGAAGCAUUGAGUAAGAUAAAUACUAUUAUGGCUGUUGAAAUGCUUGGGGCAUUUUUCUGCGACAAAACAACUUCUAGGAUUCUUUACUUAGCCCGUCGAAACAUGCCAGUGCAUUGGGAAUGCUUCAUCGAUCAUGUAAGACUGCUGGCUGCUAAGUCUGGUUCUCUAAGAAACUCAAAAGAUAUAUCUCCCGAGGCACUCUUGCAGUUGACAUCUGCUGCACGCCAAGUUCUGUCACGUGAAUGCAAAACAAACUCACAGACACAACUUCAUGCAGUGACAGCUAGUUGUCCUAUGUCGUCUGCCGGCCAGUGUCAUGCUACAGUUCGUUCAGCACUUUGGCUUCCGAUAGAUCUUUACUUAGAAGAUACAAUGGAUGGAUCACAAGUCAGAGCUACCAGUGCUGUUGAAACUCUAACUGGUUUGGUGAAGGGUCUGCAGGCUUUAAAUGAGACCACUUGGCAGGAGGCAUUUCUUGGUUUGUGGACUGCAGCUUUACGUCUUGUCCAGAGGGAGAGGAAUUCAAGUGAGGGUCCUGUUCCUCGCAUUGAUACUUGUUUAUGCAUGUUAUUGUCCGUUGCAAUACUUGCAGUUGUCAAUAUUAUUGAAGAGGAUGAGAAUGAGUUGAACAGUGAACCUGAACAGUGCUCCGUCAGUCAGAGAAAAAAUAUUGAACAGGUGGGAAAGCGCCGCCAAGACUUAAUAUCAAGCCUUCAGCGGUUGGAUGACUUUGAAGGGUUGUUGACUGCACCACCACCUGUUAGUUUAUUGGCCAAUCAAGCUGCUGCAAAAGCAAUGAUGUUCCUUUCAGGCAUGUCUGUUGGAAGUGGCCACCUUAGUGGCCUGAGUUUGAAUGACAUACCCUUGAAUUGUUCUGGUAACCUCAGGCAUCUUAUUGUUGAAGCUUGCAUUGCUAGAAAUGUCUUGGACACAUCAGCAUAUAUGUGGCCUGGAUAUGUAAAAGGUCGCUGCAGCCAAAUUCCUCGAAACAUUCCUGGGCAAGUGCCUGGCUGGUCAUCUUUCAUGAAAGGGUCACCUUUAACUCCUCCGAUGGUCAGUGCGUUGGUGUCAACUCCAGCAACUAGCUUAGCAGAGUUAGAGCGAAUAUAUGAGAUUGCUGUCAGUGGCACAGAUGAUGACAAGAUUUCCGCUGCUACAAUAUUCUGUGGGGCUUCCCUUACUCGUGGUUGGAGCAUACAGGAACAUACAGGCCUUCUAAUCACAAGAUUGCUCUCGCCUGCUGUCCCUAAAGAUUUUUCUGGAAGUGAAAGCCAUUUGAUAGGUUAUGCUCCAUUUUUGAAUGUUAUUCUUGUCGGAGUAUCAUCUAUUGAUUGCAUUCAGAUUUUUUCCUCGCAUGGCUUGGUUCCUCAACUUGCUGCUGCAUUGAUGCCGAUUUGUGAGGCCUUCGGUUCCUAUGCACCCACUAUGUCAUGGAGUCUUAACACGGGGGAGGAAAUUUCUUCUCAUGUUGUAUUUUCAAAUGCAUUUACUCUGCUGCUGAAGUUAUGGAGAUUUGAUCAGCCGCCUCUGGAACAUGUAAUGGGAGAUGGUACUCCAGUAGGAUCUCAUUUAACCCCAGAAUACCUCCUAUUGGUGCAUAAUUCCCAGUUAGCUUCAUAUGAGAGUCCACCGAAAAAUCAAAAUAAAACAAAUAGACAAUCAAGAUUAUCAUACACAUCUCCGGUAGGACCCAUAUUUAUAGAUUCUUUUCCAAAAUUGAAGCGGUGGUACAGGAAGCACCAGGAAUGUAUUUGUUCUAUUCUUUCUGGUCUAAUACCGGGAAAUCCUGUUCACGAGAUUGUGGAGGCUCUCCUAAACAUGAUGUUUAGAAAAAUUAACAGAGGUCAAACUCUGGCUUCUACAACUUCUGGAAGCAGCGCCUCGUCUGCAUCUGGAGCUGAUGAUUACUCUCUCCGUCUUAAGCUACCUGCUUGGGAUAUUCUAGAGGCUGUUCCUUUUGUCCUUGAUGCUGCCCUUACAGCCUGUGCACAUGGAAGACUAUCGCCUCGUGAAUUGACCACAGGGCUCAAAGAUCUUGCUGAUUUUCUUCCUGCUUCUUUGGCCACUAUUGUAAGUUACUUUUCAGCAGAAGUGACUCGGGGUCUUUGGAAGCCCGCUUUUAUGAAUGGAACUGACUGGCCGAGCCCUGCUGCAAAUUUAGCCAUGGUUGAACAACAGAUACAUAGAAUAUUGGCUGCCACUGGUGUCGAUGUCCCAUGUCUUUCGGACGGGGGAAGCUCUAUGCUCACACUUCCGUUACCCUUGGCAGCUCUGGUGAGCCUCACUAUUACAUAUAAACUGGACAGAGGUUCUGAGCGUUUUCUAAAUUUGGUUGGUCCAGCCUUAAGUAGUCUUGGCAUAAGUUGCCCGUGGCCAUGUAUGCCAAUAAUAUCUUCUUUAUGGGCUCAAAAAGUAAAACGGUGGAGUGACUUUCUCGUGUUCUCGGCAUCCCAAACUGUGUUCCAUCACAAUCGUGAUGCCAUAGUUCAACUCCUCAGAGUCUGUUUCGCAGCAGCUCUUGGUUCAAACUCUUCCUCCGUUGCAAGCAAGGGUGGCGUGGGUGCUCUUCUGGGCCACGGCUUUGGUUCCAACUUUUCUGGAGGCCUUUCUGCUGUUGCCCCGGGUAUACUCUACUUAAGAGUUCACCGAGCUGUCAGAAAUAUAAUGUUUAUGAUCGAAGAAAUCGUCUCUCUCCUAAUGCACACCGUUAAAGAUAUUGUGAACAGCGGGUUACCCCCAGAGAAAAUGGAGAAGCUGAAGAAGACAAAAUUCAGUUUGAAGUAUGGCCAGGUUUCGCUCUCUGCUGCAAUGAGUCAGGUGAAGCUUGCAGCUUCACUGGGGGCUUCCUUAGUUUGGCUUACCGGUGGAUUAGGUUCGGUGCAGGCGCUAUUCAAAGAGAUACUACCGUCGUGGUUCAUAUCCCUUCACGGAUCCGACCCCAACCGACAGGAUUCAGGUGGCAUGGGCGCGAUGCUGGCUGGGUACGCCCUUGCCUACUUCACCGUAUAUUCCGGGAUAUUUGCGUGGGGAGUGGACUCGGCAUUAGUUGCAUCCAAACGACGGCCCAAGGUUCUUGAGAAGCACUUGGAGUUUGUUGCGAGCGCCCUUGAUGGGAAGAUAUCGCUGGGCUGUAACAGGGCCACGUGGAGGGCAUACGUGACGGGGUAUCUGAGUUUGAUGGUGAGCUGUACGCCCGCGUGGUUGCUGGAAGUCGAUGUGGAAGUUCUGAAGAGAGUGAGUAAGGGGCUGAAGCAAUGGAAUGAGGAGGAACUGGCUUUGGCUAUUCUUGGAAUAAGUGGGAUUGGUGCAAUGGGUGCUGCUGCAGAAAUGAUCGUAGAAACUGGAAUCUGAAUUUUGGUAGAUGACUAGUCACAAGAAUUUUAGCAUGUAUAGAAAAAACAGGACCUUCUCUUUCAAAUAUUAUUAUGUAUAAUUCAGAGAUAGAUGAUGUUCAUGUAUACUAGAGCAGAGUAGUAAAACUCAUAAAUUAUCAAUUCUAGUGGGACUAGCUUUUAUUUGAA
Molecule: messenger RNA, 4327 nt
Organism: Salvia miltiorrhiza (redroot sage)
Lineage: Eukaryota; Viridiplantae; Streptophyta; Magnoliopsida; Lamiales; Lamiaceae
Product: mediator of RNA polymerase II transcription subunit 33A-like
Exons: 12
Coding region: 156-4157 (1333 amino acids)
Biological process (GO): regulation of phenylpropanoid metabolic process
Cellular component (GO): mediator complex
Source: RefSeq, a predicted model, not a curated record